Molecule: messenger RNA, 1378 nt
Organism: Caenorhabditis elegans
Lineage: Eukaryota; Metazoa; Nematoda; Chromadorea; Rhabditida; Rhabditidae
Gene: F32H2.8
Product: Nucleotide-diphospho-sugar transferase domain-containing protein
Exons: 8
Coding region: 8-1156 (382 amino acids)
Source: RefSeq, marked reviewed
GUUUCAAAUGAUCAUCAAAACUAACAAAGUUCUAAAAAAUGCAGUAUUACGAAAAGUUCCUUAUUUCAUUUUAUUUUUAAUUGUGAUAUUUUCUUUUAUUGCUACAUAUUAUCCACUGACAAUGCACAAUGAGCAUGACGAGGAAGAGAACUUGGAGUAUUUCGAUCAAUUUUCCAUGAAAAGAAACGUUCACAAUGAAAAACGCGAUAUAACAGUAUUGAUAAUUGUGAAUAAUUUGGGAAGAGCGGAAAGUGAAUAUAGCAUUUCAUUGAAUACAGUUCGAUGCUAUUGCCAAAAACACAAUUAUCGAUUGGAAAUUGUAGAGGAUACUGAAUUUCGAAAUUUCUGUCAACAGGAAAAUAGCAUGUACCGUCGCCACUGCAUAGUUGGUCAUUUGCUCCGUAACAAUGAUUUCAUAUUUUUGUUAGAUCCUGGAAUGACUAUUUUGAAUACUGAAAUAAGACUAGAACAGUUUACCGAUGAAAAGUAUGCGUUGACUAUGUUCGAUAAAUUUUCCAACUGGGAGAUUGAAACUAAUUCAUACGUUGUCAAAAACACAUAUUGGUCCCGCAACUUCUUGAUGAAGCUUGCAGACUUUGAAUCAAAGCUCCCUUUUUCAAGUACAGAUAACGUUGCAAUUCAUAUUCUCAUUCAGAAAGAUUUCUAUCCACAGUUCACCGAAGAAGCCGGGACUUGCCUUAAAAUUUUGGAAAAUUUGGAAUUUUCCACUUCAAAUUCAGCUAUUAUGUACACAUUCGAGGCAUGUAUUCGAGCAGUUAUCGGAGAAAAUCACGAGUUCAAAAAUUUAAGGAUACUUAAAAAAGGCACAGGCUGGGCGCGAGAUAUUUGGUUGACUGAAUCAAAAUGGAGCCAGCAAAGAGAUUUUAUGCUCAGUGGUUUGAAAUAUUCACUGAAGACUGAAAUUUCAAAUGGGAUACUGUCUAAUAUAUUCCUCGGCAAAGAAUCCUGGAAAUCACCAUUCCUAAAAACUCCGUUUUUAGGAGAAUGUGAUGAAAAGGAUUGGAUACACGAUCAAUCUCUCAUCACAACAAAAACCGAAAUCGAAAGGUAUCUAGUGGAGAAAUUUAAAGAAGUUGAGAAAAUGCGGUGGCGAAGUUUAGCUGCAGCUGGAAAUUAUUUAAGUAAACAAUCAUAGAUUUCCAAUAUCGAUUAUUCAUUGAGAAAUUUUUCAUAAUGGCGUCAUUAUUGCUCUAAUAUUUUGAAUUACUUUAACAAACAUUAAUUCCCGAGUUAAUUCCCACUUGCUUUAAAUUAUACUGUUUUAUUCAUCAUUGUUUGUAAAAAUAUAUCUGAAUAUAUAUACUCAACUAAUUUACAGUGUAUAUAAUUGCUUUCCAAAUAAAUAUUUUAAAGAAAA